UUCUCAUUUUACUUUUACACGUUAUCAGCACGCUCAGAGUAAAUAGCCAAGAAAAACAACCCUAGUUUUCAAGUUUGUUUUUUUCUCCCGUCGAAAAAAAAAAGACUUGUUCUUCUUCAGUGCCGCCACCAAUUCUCAAAAAAAAAAAAAAAAAAAAAAAAAAAAUCCGGAUCGGCCUUCGUCUCCCUCUCAAGCUAGUUUUCCUCCACCGUGCCAUCCGGCCCACCCGCCUGCAGUCGCUGCCACCAAAACUCACCGGUCAGACCGGCCUCAGCUCUACCAUGCGCAGCCCCUCGCCUCCGCCUACAGCCCAGACCGGCCUCGUCCCUCUGCCAAGACUGUCGUCAAAGGACUCCCACCUGCAGCACCAGAUUUCGGCGAUCCGACCGGCCUUCGCGUUUAGAGAAGCCCAUUUCUGCCGGAAACUCACUGUUCCAUCGGAGGAGCCCAGCUUGCCUGCAUCACCGAUCGGCCUCGUCCCUCGUCCCAGAUCAGCCACCCCAUUUGCAAAAGGAAGAAGAGCAGGAGAAAAAAAAAGUGUCCCGGCCCAAAGAAAAGGUCCGGCCCAAAUUAAAAAAAAAAAAAAAAAACAGAGAGAAAAAAAUGGGCCUUGAGUGGUGACAUGUGGCCCAGCAGAAACAAAAAAAAAAAAAAAAAGCCCUGCGGCCCAGAGAAAAAAAACAAAAAACAGGCCAAGAAAAAGAAAGAAAAAAAGGCCCCGUGGCCCACUGCUGAAAAGAGAGAGGAAGCGGCCCAGUUUUUUUCAAGCCCAAAAACAUCGCUACGCACGCCUGCAUCAACACGCGCGUGUGCUAGGAUUGUUUUAUUUUUUCGAAUCCAAAUGGCUGAUCUCACUCGACCUGAAUUUGACAUUUUGGACUCAGAAGGACUUGAGUACCACCGUUGGGUUUCCGAUGUAGAAACUGCCUUUGUGGCAAAAGACUACACUGCCACCAUCAAAACUCCCACUGACCCCAAAGACGAUGGACCGUCUGACAAAGUGAAAGCAAAUGCCUUAAUGUUUCUGAGGCGACAUAUUGAUCCUAGCCUACGCUGGGAGCACCUUCAAUUGAAGACACCCAAAGAACUGUGGGAUGCCCUUAAGGGACGUUUUGGGAACAUUCAUGACACCUUGCUCCCAGAACUGACCGUUCCGUGGAAUGAAAUCCGCUUGCUUGACUACAAAAGGGUCAAUGACUUCAACAAGGAUAUGUUGCGCCUAAAGGCACGUCUAAAUUUCUAUGGAAAGGAACUCACAGAAGAUGAUAUGAUCCAAAAGACACUUUCUACUUUUCCUACUUCAGCGCUUAUACUAGCGAACCAGUAUAGGCUGGAGUAUGACAACAAAAGAAUCACAACCUUCAAUAAGCUAAUCAACCUACUGCAAGUGGCUGAGAGGCAUAAUGAGGUUCUCUUGAACAACAAUGUCAGGCCCACUGGGACAAAGAAGAUUCACGAGGCUAAUUAUGGCAAAGUGAAAGGUGGAAAGAACCCCAAUACAAAGGGGGUUGGACGUGUUUAUCCCUACCCACGUGGCAAUAAUGCACCACGUGGCAAGGGACGUGGGGGUCGUGAUAUGGGCCAUGGAGGCCCUCCCAAUGUAUGGCGCAGAGAUGGUGGUGCUGGCCCUAGUGGUCAUGGAAACAAGGUGUAAAGGGCACCUAAGAACCCUUCAGUCAAACAGGAUAGAGUUGGCAAUGAACCAUGCUAUAGGUGUGGAGUCAUUGGGCAUUGGUAUAAGAACUACCAAGCCAGCAACAUAGUUGCAGCCACUUACAAGUUACAAGAGGUAUAGGGAGUCUAAAGAACAAGAGGCUCACUAUAUGGAAGAAGGAGGCCAUGACCAAGACGUCAACCUCACAAUUGCAGACUUUAAUAGCAACAAGGAACUUGC
Messenger RNA from Rosa rugosa (rugosa rose), 1894 nucleotides. RefSeq lists its product as uncharacterized. NCBI's taxonomy places the organism in Eukaryota, Viridiplantae, Streptophyta, Magnoliopsida, Rosales, Rosaceae. The coding region runs from base 623 to 1654 and encodes 343 amino acids. The transcript has 2 exons. The record is from RefSeq and is a predicted model, not a curated record.